UAUUAUUGCCGUGUUCUUACUUUCGUUUUAUUUGUUUUCCAACAAUUCUUGACUCCAGUUGCUCCAGAAGUUGUUGUUUCAGGAUUUUUGAGCUCAUUAUAUCAUGUCUGAGUUACAGGAAAGUCAGAUCCACGACAGCGGCAACUUCUAACUCAGCAUUUUCUUCCAACCAUCAGUCUUUAUUAAUUAAGUCUUUAUACUUUAUUACGUUAUUAAAUUUUUAGUUUGAGUUUGGCGUUGGAAUUCAUAAGGACGAGGCCUCUUCCUCCUUUUUUUAAAAACAAGACUCAGUUAGACUAGAAUCUAGAUCUAGAUCUAAUCUAGAUCUAGAUCUAGAUAUUUAGAUUAGGUCUAGAUCUAGAUAUCUAGUCUUAUUAUUUUACUGUGACUAGUCUAGGCCCUAUACUACUGAUUAAUUGAUUGAGACGUGGCCUGUCAGACUGUCUGGUGGAGACUGAGCACGUUGUGGAUCAGUAGACAAUGAACGGGACAGGAGAUUUGUUCAUGUGUACUGGAUUCUUCAAAACACACUUCUUUCAGAUGACCCCAUGGCUUUUCCAAGUUGAGGUCCUUCCCUUCCUGACAGAGUCACAACUUGCAAAUGGUACAGUACACGACUGGUUUAAAGCUCAACAUUUCCAGGAAAUGCUGGAGUUGUUACAGCCUGUUAUGCAGAAGUCUGUUGAUGCAGGGGAAGUGUCAGUGCCAGAAGACAAAAAGUACAGCAAGUCAAAAGAUUGUGUUCUCACAGGUAGCACAGUGCGCAUUGCUUGCAGUUUUAAGCAGUCCGUCAUGAACAAUACAUUCCUAAUUCAUCUUCCCAGAGGACGCAGUAGGAAAGAAGACACGAGAAAGAAGAGGAAAUAUCAGGAACUAUCACUGCACAAAGAAAAAUUACUCGUUUAUGUGUGUCCUCGAGCAAGCUCAUCCGUUCUACAUCUAAGUCAGCUGGUCAACAAUGACAUAGGAGAAAAUGGAUCUGUGAAUGACAUCAGCAAGUAUUUCGUGUCCUCUGAGGGAUCCAACCACAUGUCUAAAGGGGUAGCUUCCACUUCCACAGCCUGCAGCUGAGAAGAUGGGUGGGGUGGGGAAAGGGGAGGGGGGAUGUUUGGGUAGACCUUAACCCUACCCGUACAUCGUGUUU
Messenger RNA from Aplysia californica (California sea hare), 1144 nucleotides. RefSeq lists its product as uncharacterized. Lineage: Eukaryota; Metazoa; Mollusca; Gastropoda; Aplysiida; Aplysiidae. The transcript has 6 exons. The record is from RefSeq and is a predicted model, not a curated record. The coding region runs from base 481 to 1071 and encodes 196 amino acids.